Messenger RNA from Adineta ricciae, 204 nucleotides. The record is from the annotation of a GenBank genome assembly. NCBI's taxonomy places the organism in Eukaryota, Metazoa, Rotifera, Eurotatoria, Adinetida, Adinetidae.
AUGAGAUCUCACUUUGAAACAUCACGAGCUAACAGCAGAAUCGAUGAGUGGGCUGCUCAACUAUAUGGUCUUCGGAUACGAGAAGAAAAUAUUUCGUCAAUUGCAGUUAGAUUAGUUUUAUAUUACAGACUAAUUUCUCAGUUUGGUAUUCAGCAAUUGUUCGUCGGAGCCGAUACAAUCGUCGUCUAUGGAGAUUAUAUCUGA